Molecule: messenger RNA, 1132 nt
Organism: Branchiostoma floridae (Florida lancelet)
Lineage: Eukaryota; Metazoa; Chordata; Leptocardii; Amphioxiformes; Branchiostomatidae
Product: low-density lipoprotein receptor-like
Exons: 5
Coding region: 119-1132 (337 amino acids)
Cellular component (GO): plasma membrane
Molecular function (GO): protein binding
Source: RefSeq, a predicted model, not a curated record
UGCAUGCUGCAUGGGGCUUUUUUGCCGUCAAUUCCUGUAUUUUAGCCAAAGAUCCUUGGGUUGAAUUGUUUUGCAGACAGGGAAUCUCACAUUUCUUUUCUGUUAGACGGGGUAUUUUAUGCAAACAACAUGCAAACAACAGUGUAUGAAAAAGGUACUAGAUAUCAAUAAUGUGACAAAGAAAGAGUCAAACUUACUGUUUUGCAGUACUGUUUGCGAAGACGUGCUGCAGAUAGAAUGCGGUCGACUGGAAUCUACCGUCGGGUUGGAAGAUCUGGGAUGUUUGGAAAUUGACAGUCAGUACAUGUCGUGUUGGGACGGAACUAGUCCCGGACGAGGGUCUGGGGUGUUUCACACAUUCCAGGCCUGUGACGGCGUGGAAGACUGCUCUACAGGGAGGGACGAGGAAAAUUGUGAUGAUUGUGCGUUGGAAUGUCAGACGGAAUUUUCCUCCUGUGUGCCAAGUAGCUGGAUCUGUGAUGAAAUAGAAGAUUGUGUGGAUGGGAAGGACGAACAAGGGUGUGUAAAAGGUGUGCCCAAACACUGCUUCUUCACCUGCCGUAACAACGUCACCUGCCUGCCGUCACGUCAGCUGGGGGACGGGCAUCAUGACUGUUCGUACGGGGAGGACGAAAUACCAAGCAAUGUUGAAGAUGCAGUGAGACGCUUGUGGGGCUCAUGUAGAUUCAACUGUCCGGCCGUCUACGGCAACGCGUCGUGCGUUCCUGACGCGUUCGUUUGUGAUGGUGACGCGGACUGCUUGGGGGAGGAGGACGAGCAGGGCUGUUCAGUCGUGGAGGAAAGACAGAAUGAUGAUUGCGAUACCGUCAGCUGUGACACGCCUGGUAACGCCAUGGGUUCAAUCUGUGUGCCAUCUUAUUGGGUCUGUGACGGGUACCCGAACUGUGCGUCAGGGGAGGACGAACAGGGGUGUGACAACGCAGAUGGUGUGUCCACACAAACCAGCAGCGCACCGAGCGACGGUCUGCAAACUGCUGCUGGGGGUCAGGAAGAGACCUGGGGGCCAACAGAUGGUCAACAGCCACAGAGCGAAUCAAAUGCAGAGCAGUCAAGAGGCCAAGGAUCACCAGGUAACAAUGCCAAUACUGCAAAUGUUUUACAGUCUCCUUAA